GAUAUUAGCAAUAUACCUAAAGCAGAAACACCUACUUUAGAGUUAAAUAUAGAACAACAAUUUGUAAAGGUUGAACCAACUUCUAUAGAAGUUACUUUAACAUAUAUAUGUAAUCAAAUUUAUAAAGGCAAGAGUACAAAUAAUACCAGUUUAACUCCUAUAGAAAUCUCAUAUACACAGAUAGACAAAAUUGCAAGCAUUAUCAUAGAUAAAAACAGGUCUAGCCUCCUGUAUAAGAAAACUCAAAAAUAUCAAGAAAGACUAGAAAGAACAACUGUGGAACAAAUCAAAGAAGAUU
Dentiscutata heterogama is the source of this 298-nucleotide messenger RNA. The record is from the annotation of a GenBank genome assembly. NCBI's taxonomy places the organism in Eukaryota, Fungi, Glomeromycota, Glomeromycetes, Diversisporales, Gigasporaceae.